This is a messenger RNA of Hylaeus volcanicus, 13315 nucleotides long. RefSeq names its product neurogenic locus Notch protein (gene N). Gene Ontology annotation, biological process: regulation of developmental process; cell differentiation; Notch signaling pathway. Gene Ontology annotation, molecular function: calcium ion binding; Notch binding. NCBI's taxonomy places the organism in Eukaryota, Metazoa, Arthropoda, Insecta, Hymenoptera, Colletidae. Gene Ontology annotation, cellular component: membrane. The transcript has 14 exons. The record is from RefSeq and is a predicted model, not a curated record. The coding region runs from base 521 to 8041 and encodes 2506 amino acids.
UAACCGUACAUUAAUUUUUAUUUAAAACGAUUCCCUCAACAGUAACAAAUAAAAAGCCAUUCGAUUAUUCAAUACGUAAAUUGGCGGUAAAACGUUUAAAUUCUUCGUUCAAAAGAUUCUGUCGCCAAGAGAAAAGUAGAUGCGCGCGACGGUCCCUUUCUUAUGUAGCUGAUUUCCUAUUGGCUCUCACGGUCCGCCAUCCCAUGGUGGCGUAGUGAUACAGCCCUUGGAGGCAGGUGCGCGCGCACUGGGGAACUACUUUCAGCGCGUUAAGCGAACAAUAGGGAUACCAGAAGUGUUUCGGACGCGGUCGUGUUCGUAUACGGUUGCCGCAUGUUUUUUUCUCGUGCUAGCUCGCGUGAACGUGUAUACACUUUUACUGGACGGUGUCGGAGGUGACAUAGAUUUCGGACGAUGUGCGUGGUCAAGUGACGGUACGCGGAUCUUACACUGAAGUGCACCGAAGUGUUGGUUCUGUCUAGUGUGUGCGCCCGGGCCCCGAUGAGUGUGUGUCUACCCGAUGUGUGUGGAUAAAAUUCACGGCAUCAUGUUGUUGCCACGCCGAAAAUUGGAUUACGCAUCGAUGGCGUUUCUCCUCUUGCCCCUGCUCGUGCUUGCGACCCUGCCCGCAGUAUCCGGUUUUGUGUCGUGUUCGCCGAGCCCCUGCAAGAACGGAGGAGUGUGCGUGUCAUCGCCACGCGGCGAGUCGCAUUGCAAUUGCACGUCGAAGUACGUGGGCGAGUACUGUCAGCACCUGAACCCUUGCCACACGGGUCCACGUUGCCAAAAUGGCGGCUCCUGCAGGGUGAAGGAGAGCAUCGGGGGUGGAACACCGUCGUUCACCUGUUCCUGCCCCGUCGGAUUUACCGCGAGUCUCUGCGAGAUACCGAUCGAGAACGCAUGCGACUCAUCGCCGUGUUUGAACGGAGCCACUUGCAAUCUGAAGUCGUUGCACGAGUACGUUUGCACCUGCGCCACCGGGUACACAGGCGAGCACUGCGAGCGACAAGACCACUGCGCCUCGUCGCCAUGUAGAAACGGGGCCGAGUGUCGGUCGCUGGAGGACAGCUACAAGUGCACGUGCGCACCAGGUUUUACGGGGCCGAAUUGCGCGGACGACAUCAACGAAUGCGACAGGGACCCGUGCAAAUACGGCUCCUGCACGAACAUUCACGGAUCUUACAAAUGCAUGUGCUCGACCGGAUACACUGGCCAGAAUUGCGAGAACGAGUAUAUUCCCUGCAACCCAUCGCCAUGUAAAAACGGAGGCACGUGUCGUCAGAUGAGCGAAUUGGAGUACGAAUGCAAGUGUCCCGAAGGAUUCCGAGGCGAGCAGUGCGAGGAGAACAUCGACGACUGUCCAGGAAAUCUCUGCCAGAAUGGCGCGACCUGCAUGGACAGAGUGAACGAAUACUCCUGCCUGUGUCCACCGUCGUACACGGGCACGCAAUGCGAGCUGGACGUGGACGAGUGCUCGGUGAGACCGUCGUUGUGCCACAACGGUGCCACAUGCACAAAUUCCCCAGGCAGCUACUCCUGCAUAUGCGUGAACGGCUGGACCGGGCCGGACUGCAGCGUCAACAUCGACGAUUGCGCAGGUGCCGCUUGCUUCAAUGGUGCGACCUGCAUCGACCGUGUUGGCAGCUUCUAUUGUCAGUGCACCUACGGAAAGACCGGAUUGCUGUGCCAUCUCGAUGACGCUUGCACUUCGAACCCCUGUCACGAGGGCGCGAUCUGCGACACUAGCCCCAUCAAUGGAUCCUUCACUUGCUCCUGCGCGACUGGUUACAAGGGGGUGGACUGCUCGGAGGACAUUGACGAGUGCGAGCAGGGAUCUCCUUGCGAACACGACGGCAUCUGCGUGAACACGCCCGGUUCGUUCGCCUGCAACUGCACGCAAGGAUUCACAGGACCAAGAUGCGAGACGAACGUGAACGAAUGCGAAUCCCAUCCCUGCCAGAACGACGGCUCCUGCCUGGACGACCCUGGAACGUUUCGAUGCGUCUGUAUGCCUGGCUUCACGGGCACCCAGUGCGAAAUCGACAUAGACGAAUGCGCAGCGAAGCCAUGUUUAAACGGCGGCGUGUGCACCGACCUGAUCAACUCCUUCAAGUGUACCUGCGCGAACGGAUUCGCUGGUGCCCACUGCCAGAUCAACAUAGACGACUGCGCGUCCUCGCCAUGCAAGAACGGAGGCAUGUGCCAGGACUCAAUAGCCAAGUAUACCUGCGACUGUCCACCAGGAUUCACCGGCGCCUCCUGCGAGACGAACAUAAACGACUGCCAGUCGAAUCCCUGUCACAGCGGCACAUGCAUCGACGGAGAGAACAGCUUCAGUUGCAACUGCUACGCGGGAUUCACGGGGAAGCUAUGCCAGAUCCAGAUCGACGAGUGCGAGAGCAACCCUUGCCAAUUCGGUGGCAGAUGCGAGGAUCGCAUAAACGGGUAUCAGUGCAUCUGCAGGCCCGGCACGUCCGGCACGAACUGCGAGGUGAACGUGAACGAGUGCUAUAGCAAUCCGUGCAGAAAUGGAGCGAGGUGCAUCGACGGUAUCAACAGGUAUUCGUGCGAGUGCGAGCCAGGUUUCACGGGCCAGCACUGCGAGACGGACAUAAACGAGUGCGCGAGCAAUCCUUGCGCGAACGGCGGCCGCUGCAUAGAUCUGAUAAACGGCUACCGAUGCGAGUGUCCUCGCGGCUACUACGACGCUAGAUGCCUGAGCGACGUGGACGAAUGCGCGAGCAGCCCGUGCGUGAACGGCGGCACCUGCGAGGAUGGCGUCAACCAGUUCAUCUGUCAUUGCCUACCGGGUUACGGCGGCAAGAGAUGCGAGGCGGACAUCGACGAGUGCGGCUCAAAUCCCUGCCAGCACGGCGGUUCUUGCAACGACCGCCUGAACGGGUACAGUUGCAAGUGCGUGCCUGGCUACGCUGGCACCAACUGCGAGACCAACAUCGACGACUGCGCAAACAAUCCUUGCCAGAACGGCGGCUCCUGCAUCGACCUUGUCAACGACUACAAGUGCGUCUGCGAGUUGCCGCACACGGGAAGGAACUGCGAGGACAAGCUCGACCCUUGCUCUCCUAACAAAUGUCUCCAUGGCGCCAAGUGUUCACCGUCAUCGAACUUCCUGGACUUUGCCUGCACCUGCACCGUCGGCUACACAGGCAGACUCUGCGACGAAGAUGUCGACGAAUGCGUGAUGACCUCCCCGUGCAGAAACGGCGCUACCUGCAGGAACACCAACGGCUCGUAUCAGUGCGUCUGCGCGAAGGGUUACGAAGGACGGGAUUGCAUCAUUAACACCGACGAUUGCGCUUCCUUCCCCUGUCAAAAUGGCGGAACGUGCCUGGACGGCAUUGGCGACUACACAUGCCUCUGCGUGGACGGUUUCAGCGGCAAGCACUGCGAAAUCGACGUGGACGAGUGUCUGUCGCAGCCCUGCCAGAACGGCGCCGUCUGCAAGGAGUACGUCAACUCCUACACGUGUCAGUGUCAACUUGGAUUCUCCGGGAUAAACUGUCAAACGAACGACGAGGAUUGCACGGACAGCAGUUGCAUGAACGGUGGCAAGUGUAUCGACGGCAUCAACAACUACACCUGCGUCUGCGAACCAGGAUACACAGGGUCGAACUGUCAGUACCGCAUCAACGAGUGCGACAGUUCGCCGUGUCUGAACGGCGCCACUUGUCACGACCACGUUCAGUAUUACACUUGUCACUGUACUUACGGUUAUACCGGGACGAGAUGCGACGAAUACGUGGACUGGUGCGGGAACAAUCCCUGCGAGAACCAGGCCACGUGCGUGCAAUACAAGAACAAGUAUCACUGCAACUGCUCCCCUGGAUGGACUGGAAAGGUUUGCGAUGUGGAGAUGGUCUCGUGCAAGGACGCAGCCAUCAGGAAGAGAGUACCCGAGAAGAACCUCUGCAAUAACGGGACCUGCGAGGACAUCGGUAACAGUCAUCGCUGCCACUGCCUCGAGGGAUACACGGGAUCGUACUGUCAAGAAGAAGUCAACGAGUGUGACUCCGCUCCGUGUCAGAACGGUGCCACAUGCAAGGAUCUGGUCGGCUCCUAUCAGUGCCAGUGUACGAAGGGCUUCCAGGGUCAGAACUGCGAACUCAACGUGGACGACUGCAGGCCCAAUCCUUGCCAAAACGGUGGCACCUGUCACGACCUCAUCAGUAAUUUCAGCUGCUCGUGUCCGCCUGGAACUUUGGGCUUCAUCUGCGAGUUAAACGUCGACGAUUGCGCUAUCGGGACUUGCCACAACAACGGAACGUGUACGGAUAAAGUCGGAGGCUUCGAAUGCAGAUGUCCACCUGGAUUCGUCGGCCCCAGAUGCGAGGGCGACAUCAACGAGUGUCUGUCGAAUCCGUGCACGUCACCUGGAACGCAGGAUUGCGUACAAUUGGUCAACAACUAUCACUGCAACUGCAAGCCGGGCUACAUGGGACGCCACUGCGAGGUCAAGGUGAACUUCUGCGACAGCUCCCCCUGCCAAAACGGAGGAGUGUGCACGGCCAAGCAAGCUGGACACACAUGUCUCUGUCCUAGCGACUAUUACGGAAGCAACUGCGAAUUCGCUGGUUCGUAUUGUGAUCGUGAGCCAUGCUUGAACGGUGGUACUUGCAGAGUGGCCGAAACAGAAGUCGGGUACAGGUGUUACUGCCCUCCUGGAACCACCGGAACGCACUGCGAAAUAGACGCUAGAGACGAGUGCGCGAGCAAUCCUUGCCAGCAGUCCAACGCAGUCUGCAAGAACCUGCUUGGCGAUUACGCCUGUGAUUGUCCACCUAAAUGGACCGGCAAGAACUGCGAGAUUUACGACCCGAAUUAUAGCGGAGGAAUCUUCGGUAGAGCGAACUCGAACGGCCCGAAGAUCAUGAACGCGUACGACAUGGAUUUAAAAAUGGAAAGGAAGAAGUGCAUCGAGAACAGAUGCGAGGAGAAGUCUGGGAAUCAUCAUUGCGACGAGGAAUGCAAUAGGUAUGCCUGCAACUUCGAUGGAAAUGACUGCUCGCUGGGGAUCAAUCCGUGGCGCAAUUGCACGGCUCCCAUCAACUGCUGGGACGUGUUUAUGAACGAUGUCUGCGACGAGGUGUGCAACAAUGCUCAGUGUCUCUUCGAUGGAAGGGAUUGCGAGAGAAAACUGGCGCCUUGCAACCCCAUCUACGACGCCUACUGCCGCAAGCAUUACGCCAACGGACACUGCGACUACGGCUGCAACAACGAGGAGUGCAAUUGGGACGGUCUCGACUGCGACACGGAGCAACCAUCGUUGGCCGAAGGCGUGAUCUCCGUAGUCGUGAGGAUGGACAUGCAGACCUUCCGUUCCAACGUGGUGGCUUUCCUCAGAGACAUCGGCCACGAGUUGCGGACCACAUUAAGGGUGAAGCAGAAUGAGCUGGGCAACGACAUGAUAUACCCUUGGAAAAGAGAAGGAGAGACUAGCAUGCAAACGAACUUCUUCGGUCGUCCCACCACCAUAUACACCAACAGCGAGAGCGGCGUGAUAGCCUAUCUAGAAAUCGACAACAGAAAAUGCACCGUUACCCAGGGAGCCGUGUGCUUCCCUUCAGCAAACGAGGCAGCGGAGUACCUGGCAGCCACCGCGUCCAAGCAUUCCCUCUCACCAAACUUCCCCAUUGAGCAAGUUCGAGGAGUCGUGGGGCCCCAGGGGCCCGAUUACCCGGACACCCCGACGAACUACAAGUACGUCUUCAUCGGGGUCGUGAUCGUGGUGCUCGGAGGAAUGCUCGUGGGAGUACUGGUCACGGCGCAAAGGAAACGUGCGGUAGGCGUGACCUGGUUCCCCGAGGGUUUCCUACGCACAAGCAGCGGCAGCGGACAGCGUCGUAGAUCGCGCAGACGGGGACCUGAUGGACAGGAAAUGAGGAACCUGAACAAGCAACCAUCGGUGAACUGCAUGGACCUGGAUGUCGGGAACGGUCGGGUGCAACAGUGGUCCGACGACGAGUCCGACCUCCCGCCCUCGAAACGGAUGAGAGCCAUCGAGCCUGGAUACGCCAGCGAUCACACCGUCAUCACGGACUACGAGGAAACUGAGCCUCGCAUGUGGACGCAGCAGCACUUAGAUGCCGCUGAUAUACGAAGACCAGACGCUGGAGUACUGACACCUCCUAGUUUAGAACAUGGCCAAGACGUCGAUGCCAGAGGUCCCUGCGGGAUGACACCUUUGAUGGUGGCCGCGGUGCGCGGCGGAGGAUUGGACACUGGAGAAGAGGAAGACGAGAGCGACGGGUCAGCUGCGAUGAUCGCCGAUCUGGUCGCCCAAGGCGCAGACCUGAACGCCACUACCGACAAGAGCGGCGAGACAUCUCUGCACUUGGCGGCUCGUUACGCGAGAUCUGACGCUGCCAAGAGACUUCUUGACGCUGGAGCCGACGCAAACUCUCAGGAUAACACAGGCAGAACGCCCCUUCACUCCGCCGUCGCGGCUGAUGCGAUGGGCGUCUUUCAAAUACUGUUACGAAACAGAGCGACAAACCUCAACGGACGCAUGCACGACGGCACCACGCCACUCAUCCUGGCCGCGCGUCUGGCCACCGAAGGUAUGGUCGAGGAUCUCAUUAAUGCUGACGCUGACAUCAACGCAGCCGACAACAGCGGGAAGACUGCUCUGCAUUGGGCCGCGGCUGUGAACAACGUCGACGCCGUGAACAUACUACUCGUCCACGGCGCCAACAGAGACGCCCAGGACGACAAGGACGAGACCCCGUUGUUCCUCGCUGCCAGAGAAGGCAGCUUCGAGGCCUGCAAAGCGUUGCUCGAUACGUUCGCCAACAGGGAGAUCACCGAUCACAUGGAUCGGUUACCCAGAGACGUGGCCAGCGAGAGAUUGCACCACGACAUCGUGAGAUUGCUCGAGGAACAUGUACCGAGAUCCCCGCAGAUGGUGACCGUGAUACCGAACGGUCCGCUCAUGGGAUCCCCAAACCACCCACAACUAAUCACACAUCCCACAGUGAUCGGUUCAGCGCCGAAGCAAGGGAAGUCGAAGAAACGACCGAAAACCGUCGCAGCGGGAAACCCAAACAGUCCAGAAUCGGAAGGUGGCGUGGUGGUGGUAAGGCGAAAGCCAUCGGUGAAGAAGCCGCCAGCGAAACGAGGUGCUCAGCCCCCAAACCAGGAGAUCCCUCAGGGAGCAGAGGGCGCGGAGGGAAACUUGCCCAGUCCCUACGACAGCGCGAGCCUGUACAGCAACGCUCUCCCUCUGGUGGGUCACACGGCCACGGCGAAGCAACCGCCUCCCUACGAAGAUUGCAUAAAGGGCCAGUCCAUGCAGGGCCUUCAACAACUAGGUCUGGACACCUUCACGACCAACUACGGGUUACCUAACUUUCACGACCAGCUCCUGGCGCCUCACCAGCGACAGGCGCAAGGCAUGGUGAACACUCUGUCGCCGCCCUAUAGCAACCAGUCGCCACCGCACUCUGUCCAAUCGAACAUGACGCUGUCGCCUCAGGCAAGCUAUAUGGGCUCGCCCUCCCCGGCAAAAAGUCGACCGUCUUUGCCCACGUCGCCCACACACAUUGCCGCCAUGCGACAGGCGACGCAUCAAAAGCAUGGGGGCAUGCCACCCGUGGGCUUCGACUUCGAAAAUCUUCCCUAUUCCUCGAGUCAGCAGCAGCAGCAGCAGCAGCAACAACAACAACAACAACAACAGCAGCAGCAGCAGAUACAACAGACGCAACAGCAAAUCCAGCAACAGCAGCAACAGCAACAGCAAAGCACCCAACAGCAGCAGCAGCAACAGCAACAGCAACAGCAGACGCAACAGUACUACCAGUACUUGACACCGCCCUCUCAUCACUCAGGACCGGACGUGACGCCACAACACUUGAUGCAGGCCCCAGAGAGCUUCCCGACCCCGUCGCCGGACAGCCCUGGCCACUGGUCAUCUAGCUCGCCUCACUCGAACAGCGACUGGUCCGAGUGCAUGGCCUCGCCUAACGCCUAUAGUGCUGGCGGUGCUCACCAAAGCAACAAGGGCUCCGAGGCGAUCUACAUAUGAAACCAGGCGAUGCUCCCUUCCUCGCGCGAGUCGUAAGUCGUAAAGCCGUGGGAACCCGCAUGAACUGUGAUCGACUCGUCGAGUUCGAGGGUGAUUCUCGCCGGAUGUGUACGCGCAGAAACGCCUCCAGGGCUUCCCCUUAAAACCCCAGGUCCAUGCACUCCGUCCAGGAGGUGGAAAACUCUGACAACCAAACCAGUUGCGUACAGAUGUAAAUUUGAUAGCCGUUACAGGAAUUACUCGAGUUAAGUUGUACAAAGUUCAACAGUGGUUAUGCAAAUGAUUAUUCAGUGUUCCUUGGGAAAUUUACAAGACACACUAUAUAGUUGCAUCGAGUGGCAAAGGAGUCCAUCUGCUGGUAUAGCCCUAUGAUAUUCACGAUACGGAUUCGUUAUUUAAUUUCAGGCGUAAAUAUUCAAACGUCAGUUUGUCACUAGUGCAGGCACUCUCUAACUAAACCAGCUUCACUGUUGAUUCGCUGCAUCUGCCGUAAGAGAAUCAAUAGAAGAUGUACAAAAAUAUCGAAUAGAAAAUAUAUAUUUUUAGGGCACAAUCUACAAUAGACUCCUAGGCAAAGACAUAGUAGAACGAUUAGAUCUGUUGUGAAUCGUGUGGCUUGGUUACCAGAGUCUUCUUCUCGCUGAACAAAGUGUUGUAGAUACUCUCCCGUCAAGUCGCGGACGCGAUGGCAUUCCUCUCGAGGUCAGCCCACGCACCGUAGCUACUCACACGAUAGAAAUAUAGAUAAACAAUUGUGCACCCCGAAGGGAUAUUUUUCUGGGUCGCUGUUUACACGUAACAUGGUUCAUCGUGCCUUUCUCAUAUUGUAACCGCGAGGCGGUUUAAGUGUACGACGGGAGAUUGAAGUAGCCACAGGGUGGUCCACAGGUUUCCGUACAGAGCCAAUUCUGUGGUUGGAAGUAAGACGAAAAUGUCAAGUGCAUAUCUGUUUCAGGUAUUUUAAUGUAAUUGAAAGAAAAUUAUUCGACGUAUUAUUCAUACAUAUUUCUGAAUGAAGCAAUAGCAAGGAAUCGAAACAGUAUAUUUUUAUAAAUAUUUUGAAAAUAAGGUGCUACUGUAGUAUACAAUUCUGAGUCGUAUUAAUCACCUGAUAACAGAGACAUUAUUUAUAUACUCUUGCACUGUAUCGCAUUAACGGUGCAAUUAUUAUCCUUUCCUAGACAUUUCAUAAUUUUAUCAUUGCCUUUUAGGAAAGCAUUUAUGAACCUAUACUUGAGAAACAUUAUCGCCUAAUCUUUAACUACGGAAGGUGUUUGGCUAAGUUUGCGGGAACUCGUGGGGAGAUAUCCUGUACAUAUAUUUUCAUUUUAUAUCAACCGAUCCAUUUACUCGUAUCUCAGCUCAAUGAACAAUGGUGCCUUCGACUUGCCACAGUGUGAAGACCCGAUAGACAGUUAAAGCGAUAAGGAACGAGACCUUGCUAUCUACAAUAGUAUUGUAUAUAGGACAACAUAUAUGGAGAGGCGGAAAAUCAUACAGCGCUACACAUGUAUUCGACGAGGACGACUAAUAGAGUGUAAUAUGUAAUAAUUCUAUUUAAUAUGUAACGCAAAACAGAGCACAUUUAUAAAUAAAAUAUCUGUAUCUCCGGGGGAGGUCGAACACCCGACACGGCGAGCCCGAAUCCGAGGAGAAUCUCUGCACCGCGCUAGAAUGAUAAACCGAGAAUCGUGCCUUCGAAUGUCGUAGGGUAAGGGAGUAAUGCUGUAGGUAAAUCUAUUAAAUUAUGUGUUUUUCUUUCCCGAUGAAACGCAGCGUUUCCAAAUGGCCUUUAACGAUUUAACGUUUAUUACCGAUUAGCGGGGAGAUUUAAUGUAAGAUAGGUGAAACGGUAAAUGAUUUGUACGGUCGACGGGAGUCUCAGAGAAAUCGUCUUCAUCCCGCGAAUAAUCGUUCCAUACACAGACAUUCCAUUCGCUUGGCGCUACCUCAUCUAUUCCUCGUAUACUCCUGUCGAAAUGCUUCGCCGACUAGGAUAACCGCGAAUCGCUCUAUGAAACUUUUGCCAUCUUAUGCAACGGGAACAGAGAUUCUUUGAUAUGGAUCUGUCUUGAAUGCAAAAAUGGAGUUUCAGAACUAUAGAAUCGAAGUAACCGACUAGUAGAUGCGAGACGAUGACUUAUGCAACGUAUUUCUGUAAAGUAAUUGUUUUUGGAAAGUUUUUAAGUCUGUAUAGUUCUUUGAAAUAAUUUAUUGAUACAUCCAAACAUAUUCGCUACUAGUUGACCAAGAGUUGAAGAAAGUUCAGAAGAAGUCAUGUAAUUUUCCUCAAUCCAAUGGUAAUACAGUUAAUCCAACUUCGAUGGAAUGUUUCCUUUCCAUAAUUAAAUAACUUUGAUUUAAUUCUUCCAUGCUACAAUUAAAACUUUGUAUUUUCUUUUUACAAGCUCCUAACAUCCAAUCAAUUUUGUAUCUAUAGUUCUGGAAUACUCUGUAGCGAGAUACUUGUGAUACUCUUCUUGGUGCACUCUAAGUCCAAAUGUAUUAGACUUCUGGCACUCAAGUGUACCUUUAGCUUUUAUUAUAUUUACAGUCUUGCGAUAUACAGAAUAAUUGUGAAUGUUGUCGAAUGUGGUCUACAACUUAACACUUAAACUAUUGGCUUAUUUAGAAAUCAUACAACUUAGAAGAGAACUUUCUACAUUAGUAUAUAUCACUGUAGGUUGACAUUAACGUCUACACACUGUUAUUAGAUGUGUUAAAAACUUUAUCUGUUUUCCAAAAUUGAGCAUCUUAAGCAAACAAUCAACGAUGCAGUUCAUAACUUCCAAAACACAUAUAAAAUGUUGAGUCUAAAAAAAGCCUCUCACGCGUGCCUCAACACAACUUGUAUCUAAAAGUGUGAAAUAAUUUAUCCGUUUUGAACGCAAGAGUUUCGAUCGAGUCGAUAGGUCAAGGAAAGUACGCGGAUGCGCCUGGUAAUUACUGUCUUCGAAUCGUUUACUAACAAGCUAGCGUAAUUCUUAACGUUAAUAUGUAAUAGAAUCCCUUUAAAUUAAAUUAAGCACGCGACGGACGGGCGAAAGACGAUUCUCGCUGAUCUCUCAUCUGCCAAAGUCAAAAGAGAGUUCUUGAAUCAGUGAUUCUUAACUUUUCUGAACUUACAAAGUUCAAGAAUAAAUAAGCCUGAUAAUUAAUCAUGAGCGUUUAUGGUAACAAUUUUAAAAACUACACAAAAUGAUGAACUGUUGAAUAAUCAUGUAUGUAAUUUCUAAACUGAUGUAAAAGGAUACAAUAAUUAUAAGAACAAGGCAAAUGUAUCUUUAUUUAAGAGAAUAUUGUAAUCGACAUUUUUUUCUAUAUUAUAAGUACAAAAGCGUUGUAAAAUAGGACAAUGAAAUUAUUUGAUCAUAAAGCUUAGAAUGAUGAUGAGUGAAUACGAAGAACAACAAAUUUCCAUUCUUGUGUCAAAUUGUAUGACUUGUUAUUAUUCUCAUUUUCUUGAACAGGUAAUCUUGUUUCUCUGUUUCGUUAGAUUUUGAAAUUUGUAUUACAAAAGUAAAGGAGCAAUUAGGAUUCACUCUGCUCGUAUAAGCAAAUGCGUAUCAUCGAAAAUUUCUCGGAUUUAUCAUUGAACAGGGCACUAUGGUUAAGAAUCACUGUCUUAGGUAAUGCGUAAUCAGGCGGCGUGAUUGGACGGUGGCGCGUACGCGCAUAAUAGGGUAUAGACAUUAAUCGUAGGAUUGUUACGAGAGAAAAGAACUAAUUAUUUGGUCGGCGAGAUGGAAUUCUCCGUGCACGCAUGCAAUACGUCCACCAGUGAUUAGAGAGAACCACUAACGGAUCAGGACCGCGUAGAAACCGUGUUUUAUCCUUCGCGUUUCUACAAAAAAGAGGAAGUUUGUAAAUACUCUUUAUCGUUUCUUUUUCCCAUGGCCCACCUUCCCCUCCUACUCCUCCACAUACCUCACUCCUGCCCCCCCAUUCUCUGUCCGUUCAUCUUACGUACUAUCCAGUACUUUUUUUUUUCUUUUAUAUGCAAUAAUUGUCUUUUCUCUCGAUUUUGUACAAACUGUUUUUACAUAUUUUUAUAUUAUGUAAGUUUAGAUAUUGAUAGUUUUGUAAGGCGACUCCCAAUAUACAGUAAACAAUAAUGUUUCCUUUUAUCAUAUUAUGGAUCAUAGAAAAGAAUAUAAAUAUAUAUAUACGAAUUAGAUAUAUAUAUUUUAUAUGUAUAUUUUGUGUGAUUGGCCGUUGCAUCGGGGAUUCGUGAUUGCGUCCCGUUUUAUCCGCGAUGCAAUUCCGAAUUACACGGGAGGUGUGUUUGUGUGUAAUGGAGCUUUCCGAUUACGGAAGAUGAGGGUCCAACGCAAUUUCUAUGACUAUUCUCGCGAAACCUGUAUGCUCCUAAGGAGAAACAUUUUUUUUUAUUUAUAUAUAGAUAUAUAUAUAUGAAGAAAAAGAGAGAGAAAACUUUUGUAACUAAUUAAAUGUAUUCUUCACGCGACUGCCUUUGUAUUUGUUAAAGCCGAAUGAAAAGUCUGCCAAAUGUCGAACGAAAAUAUCAAGAGAAAUAAUAUGUUAAUAUUUUUUUAAUUAGUAUAUUGUAAAGGAUACUAUGAAAGAGCUCAAAACGAAGAGGUUCGACAACGAUGACCUUGCGAAACCCUGUGUUCAGAGAAAUAGAAUUUGAUAUUUUCGGCCGCUUAGGCGAUCGUCGAUCAAUCGUGAAUAUAUAUGUAUAUGAUCGUUGAACAACGGGCGUGAUUAAACAAUUAAUGUGUUCAAAAUUUAUGAUGUCAUCCGGGCUCUCAGCAGCGCCGAUAUUCUCUGUGUUAAACAAACAAAAGACGAUAGAUAAGCUACGCGCUCCAAUUUAUCAGUUAUCUAUGGAUAAGUUUAGAGAGCAAAAACUUCCGAUUAUUAAUGAUAGAUCUUGUUAUUCCUUGUAACUUGUAAAAAGUACUGAGUUUUAUUAGUAUUAACUAUUCCAUAAACUAUAAGGAUUUGUUUCGAUCCUAUUAUAUCCUGCCAACCCUCGAACCUUACGCCCUCGUCCUGAAUUACUCCCUCUACCUACCCACAAAUCCUCAUAUUUUUAUAAAUAAGUUAUGUCUUUUAAAUGGAUGUAAUAAUAAAGAUAAUCUAACAUUCACAAUAGGGUUGUUGUUCUAUUCUAUUGUGCUAUGCUUCCGCGUUUUAUUCCUUUUUAAUAAUAUAAGCAUAGAUACUUUUAGUAUAUUAAAACAGAUUUUACACAACAAUCAAAUUGUAUUAUAGCAAUAAAAAAUAAAAAAAAACCUGAAAAUAUCC